AUGGCAAAUGUUAAUUCUAUUAGCCAUCUCACUUAUUUCUUUGGCAACAUCACACGUGAAGAAGCUGAAGAUCACCUGAUCCAAGGUGGGCUGAGCAAUGGACUCUACUUACUGCGACAGAGCCGAAACUAUCUAGGUGGUUUUGCUUUAUCCCUGGUGCAUGGUGGCAAAGUUUAUCAUUACACCAUUGAGAGGGAAAUUAGUGGCACUUAUGCCAUUACAGGAGGAAAAUCCCACAGGAGUCCUGUAGAACUCAUUAACUACCACUCAGAUGAAGUUGAUGGCCUUGUUUGCCUACUCAGGAAACCUUGUAAUCGGCCACCAGGCGUGCAACCAAAAACAAGUCAAUUUGAGGAUUUAAAAGAGAAUUUAAUCCGGGAUUACGUCAAACGAACAUGGAACUUGCAGGGACAUGCCCUUGAGCAAGCGAUUAUUAGUCAGAAACCACAGCUAGAGAAAUUGAUUGCGACAACAGCACAUUUGAAGAUGCCUUGGUUCCAUGGAAUGGUAUCUCGGGAGGAAUCGGAGCAGCUUGUCCUUCUAGGAACAAAGGUCAAUGGGAAAUUUUUAAUCAGGGAAAGAGACAACAAUGGAUCCUAUGCUCUUUGCCUGCUCAAUGAAGGAAAGGUUGCACAUUAUCGCAUUGAUAAAGACAAGAAGGGGAAACUCUCAAUCCCUGAUGGAAAGAAGUUUGAUACUCUCUGCCAGCUAGUGGAACAUUAUUCCUACAAAGCAGAUGGACUUCUGAGAAUAAUUACAGAACCAGUUCCAAAUUCAAAAGGUCAACCUGGCGUUAUCCAUACUCCAACACUUCCUGCGCGUCCAGGCAUGACAUGGUCAACAGGUGGAAUUAUCACCAGAAUCAAAUCAUACACUUUCCCAAAGCCAGGAAGCAAAAAGUCCCCUUCAGCUGGUUCUUCUAGCCGGAGUGUUGCUUCUGCAUUUUCGUCAUUUAACAAUUAUGUGCCAUCACGGGCAAAGCGAGGUGAUCAGAGGGAAGCCCUGCCCAUGGACACAGAGGUCUAUGAAAGUCCAUAUGCAGAUCCAGAAGAGGUGAAGGCUAAAAAUGUCACCCUUGAUAGAAAUUUGCUGACUCUGGAUGACCAGGAACUAGGUUCUGGUAAUUUUGGCACUGUAAAAAAAGGCACCUAUGAAAUGAAAAAGGGGAAGAAGACAGUAGCUGUGAAAAUUCUCAAGAAUGAAAGCAAUGAUCCAGCUGUCAAAGAUGAACUCCUGAGAGAAGCAAAUGUAAUGCAACAACUGGAUAACCCAUACAUUGUCAGAAUGAUUGGAAUAUGUGAAGCUGAAUCCUGGAUGUUGGUAAUGGAAAUGGCUGAACUUGGCCCCUUGAAUAAAUAUUUGAUUCAACAUAGAGAUGUCACAGAAAAGAAUCUUAUAGAGCUGGUUCAUCAAGUUUCCAUGGGGAUGAAAUACCUGGAAGAAAACAACUUUGUGCACAGAGAUUUAGCAGCUAGAAACGUGCUGCUGGUUACACAACAUUAUGCUAAGAUCAGUGACUUUGGACUUUCAAAAGCUCUUGGCUCUAAUGAUUAUUACAAGGCAGAACAUUAUGGGAAAUGGCCAGUCAAGUGGUAUGCUCCAGAGUGCAUGAACUUCUUCAAGUUUUCAAGCAAGAGUGACGUUUGGAGUUUUGGUGUAUUAAUGUGGGAGGCUUUUUCUUAUGGACAAAAGCCAUAUAAGGGUAUGAAAGGAGGAGAGGUUGCUCAAAUGAUUGAAAGAGGAGAGCGAAUGGAUUCUCCAUCAGGUUGCCCACCUGAGAUCUACGAGUUAAUGAAAAUGUGUUGGACAUAUAACGUUGAUGAUCGGCCACUGUUUUCUGCGGUUGAGCUAAGGCUGCGCAACUUCUACUAUGACAUUGCACAAUAAGCAUGCUGCGGACUUAUAUUGAUGUUUGUAAAAGAAGACAACACAGGAGACAGGAAAAAAAUAAUCUGUUUCCCUGUGUCAGUACUAAGAUUGUCUCCGUCAUAACGGUUGGGAAAAAGCUUUGCUGUAAAAUUGCCGUGCUGAUUUUCAGAGUAUUUCCACAUCUAAAGUAACAUUUUGAAAGGUUCAAGUCAGGGUUUUGUAUGUUAGUUGUGUUUUUAAUCGACUAUAGGCUGGUAUGGAUUUUGCUGGGGGUCUAAAUCCUCCUGUAGGCUGUCCCCAGGAACAUUUCCUGCUUUCCAAAAUAAGGUCAGGAGAUCUUCAGCAUUUUCCUUUGUACUUGCUCUUUAUGGGAUAUUGAUACUGCCAUUUUUCUUGGGACCAUCAAAGCAAGAAUUGAUUCUGGAAUCUGUUUCCUGCAAUAACAACAUACUACAACCUCUGCCUUGAUCUGUAUAUCUAAGGCUGUGAUCCUAAGCAUAUUUACUAGAGAGUAAGUCCCAUUGACUUACUUCUGAGUAUACAUAUUUAAGAUUGCAGAGUAAAUCUCUUUCACAGUAAGAAAAAUAGAUGAACUAGCAUCAGCACUUAAAGCUCAAUUCCACUAGUAUCAGGCCCUAUAUUCAAAAGCCAGCAUUAGACCCUGGAAGUCAUAUCUUUUAGAGAUGCUGUAUGUUAUAGUCUCAAAUUGCAGACUGCUAAAAAGUACUUCUAUAAGAAAACACCCCAGCAUCUAUCCAAUUGCACAGGAAUUGGUUCGCUCUGGCAAGGAGAGGCUGGGGGAGCUUGAAUAAAGUAAGGGCUUUCAAAAGUUGCACCCAUCACACAAAAAGGUUUUUAAAUGCCUCCCCCCCCCCCCUGGGCCAUAUAUAGUCUAGCAUUUAAAUUGUCCCUCUUAUUGCUACUGUUCACCUCCACAGUGCUGGCUAGCAGACAAAGUUCCUCUGGUUUCCAUUCCUUACCACUAAUAGAGCCUCUGGAUUUCGGGUGCUUCCAGACAAGGCUUUUACUGUGCAAUUAUUCUGCCUCAUUCGUGGAAUUUUACAAGGGGGUUCCAGGCAUCAGUUCUUCCAUUUAGGAACAUAGGACUCUGCCUUAUACUGAUUCAGACCGUUGGCCCAUCUAGCCCAGUAUUGUCGACACUGACUGGCAGCAGUGGCUCUCCUAAGUUUCAGGCAGGAUUCUUUUCUUGCCCUACCUGGAGCCUUGCAUUUGUAACCCUCUUGUGUUUGGCCACUGUUUCCAUCUUUUUCCUUACCACAGAAAGUCCAUUAAGGAAGAAAAGAUGAGUAGCUGGUAUCACUAGUAACCAUUCCUCUGUCUGGAAGCACCUUCAGUGGCUGGAGGUUCCUGGGAUGUUUGAGCUUAUGCACUGCCUGCCUAUAAACAAUGCCAGAUCCAUUCUGCAGCCUUCUGCUGUUUUUUCUGGAAGACUUUGUACUUGAUAUUCUUUUAAAGCUCUUAGAGGUUUGUUAUCUUAAUUGUAUCCAUGCAGUCCAGCAUAAUUGUAGCCCUAUGUCCUGUUACGAAGACUUGAGAAUAGGAAGAGACUAAAUUAUACUACAGAGGUACAUGCGGUUUUUUAAAUAAUGAAGCAUUCAACUUAAUGUUUUUUGUAUUUCUUUAGGAAUGUACAAGAUUAUUAAUAAGUAUUCUAUAGUAAUUGAAUAAGCCUUUGAGUGAUUGAAUUGAAUUACACUGUUUUGCUAUUUUUAUAUACUUCUCAGGAAUCAUAAUAGAUGGCUACAAG
Messenger RNA from Elgaria multicarinata webbii, 3637 nucleotides. It is a transcript of the gene SYK, whose product is annotated as spleen associated tyrosine kinase. The record is from RefSeq and is a predicted model, not a curated record. Gene Ontology annotation, cellular component: cytoplasm. Gene Ontology annotation, biological process: macrophage activation involved in immune response; intracellular signal transduction; positive regulation of cell adhesion mediated by integrin. Gene Ontology annotation, molecular function: non-membrane spanning protein tyrosine kinase activity; ATP binding. Lineage: Eukaryota; Metazoa; Chordata; Lepidosauria; Squamata; Anguidae. Bases 1 to 1887 code for a protein of 628 amino acids. The transcript has 13 exons.